Molecule: messenger RNA, 2139 nt
Organism: Lachancea sp. 'fantastica'
Lineage: Eukaryota; Fungi; Ascomycota; Saccharomycetes; Saccharomycetales; Saccharomycetaceae
Source: the annotation of a GenBank genome assembly
AUGGAAAUUGACGAAAGACGGGACUUCACAGAGCUCACAGAGCUUGCUACUGUCCUUAAAGAUUUUAAGAUCAGCGAAUUGAACGACCCAGGCUCCAGGGAUAUAUUCGAUGUGGUUAAGGAAUUCAGAGCUGUGGCAGGCGACAAAGCGCUACAGCUUGCUUUGGACGACAUCGAGGAACAAAGUAGCACUUUUGUUAACUGGAAUUUAGAGGCCAAAUUAUGGCAUCUCAUCGAGCUUUUGGUAAACUACAGAACUGCAGAUUUAGACCUGGAAAAGGAAGAUUCAGCUGCUACGAUUUACCAUAGAAGAUGCAUGGAAGAUAACAGGUCUCUUUACGAGAUAUGGCUCAUUAUUGUUUGGAUUCAAGCAAAUGUCAAAGUUCCAGAUCGACCAGACGAUUUAGGAUCCAGCAAAUGGUCAAACUCCUUCAUAGCGGGCGAUCUUAAGAGCUGUGAUUCAGAUUUUCCUCUCAGGGACACAAACUGUAUGCUAGACUCCCGGGAUAAGCAGUCAGAUCAUAGCUUUUUCAGAUAUGCGUACGAAUUGAUAGUGGCAGGGAAAAUGGAUGAGGCUAGGAAAGAAUGCGAAUACACCGACAAUUUUACGCUAGCAUUGAUAUUAUGUGGUGUAGACAAUGAAGCUGAAUCAGAUGUCGAUAACCCAGAGACUGCUGAGCUUUAUCGACAGAAAACCUUGUGGCGUAGAACCGUUUACUCUUUGUCACUGAAUGAGGAUUUGGACGUCUACGAAAGAGCCAUCUAUUCUUACCUAUGUGGUGAAGCUGGUCAGACGGCAGAAAAUCUCAAAAUGACAUGGGACACAGAACUACUCCUUUACUUGAACCACUCAUGGCAAACGGCUCUUGAGAAUCAGUUGGUUAACGAAAAUCUGGUCGACACAAAGGAAAUGAUACUUCCAAUGGACGAUCAGUACUUAUCUUUACAAUCCACACUGGAUGUUGUAUCCAAGAGGCAUCCCAGUGAUAGCGAGCAUCCGCUCAGAGUGCUGAUGGGGGCUGUAAUGCUGGAUAGAGUCCCCUCAGUAAUCAAGUCUUCAGUUACAAUGCUGAUAGAUGCCAUUAAAGGCUUGGACCCGGUUAAUGAUAUGGUAGAGGAACCUUAUCUACUUCGUGUCGUAACGCACCUUGCGAUUGUGAUGGAUGCGAUUUAUCCAGGCUCUAUCGAAGAACAAGAUAAAUCCAGGUUGAUAACCGCAUAUGUGACCGUUCUUUCAUUCCAUGAGCUUAACGAAAGUAUACCAAUCUACAUCAGCUUCUUGAAGGAGCCCGAGGCUCUCGAGGCGUACUCAUUCUUCUUGUCCAACCUGACAGAGGCUAACGCUCGUAAGAAGCAGCUGGAACUGUGCCGUUUAUUGCAUUUGCCUGUCGGUAAUAUAUUGAGGCGUACGGCCCAAAGAGUAUUUGAAGAUACAGAGAACUCUUACGGCCCUGGUGCAAGAGUAGACGUAUACUUACCUAUCGAUGCGACCGAUAAAAGACUGAUAGCCGCCGCGGAAUGGCUUAUCGAGGGUCACAUUUCGGUGGAUGCCCUAGACUCGUUAGUCGUUAUUUCAAGAAGGUUCCUUCUAAACGGUAGGAUCAACUCGUUGAAGUAUCUCUACGAAAGACAUGAUUUGGACAAUCUGAUGAAAAACUACGAAAUAGAUACGAUUAAGGACUCAGAUAAUGCAAACACCGCAAUUAUAGAGAUCGAGCAUUAUCGCUGUUUGAUUCAAGUUUUCAAGCGCUUCGAGCACUGGCAGAAAGUUUCUCAAGAGAAACAAUCAAACACGAACCUAGCGAAUCUCCUGACUUCGUUUCGCGAUAUCUCUAGCUAUGUUCACAAAAUCAUCAAAACCUUUCUGGUGGACCUUUCAGAGACAUCAGAUUCUCAAGAUCUAGAAACGUUUUUCGAAAUACGAGCGUUAUACACACCUUACAUGGUCAUCGAGCUUCAUCGAGCUUUCGUUACUGCCUCCGAGUCUUUGAAGGUCGCCAGCUUCGUCACAGAGGCUCUCGCGUUGGCAAAUGUUGUGGCAAAUGAGACUGAUCGCAUCUACCUACUCUUCCAAUCGUCUGGAAGACUGGAAGAAUAUUUACAGCUUAUUGCCAAAACAGCGACAAUGGUAAAACCAUAG